This is a messenger RNA of Homarus americanus (American lobster), 1006 nucleotides long. RefSeq lists its product as uncharacterized. NCBI's taxonomy places the organism in Eukaryota, Metazoa, Arthropoda, Malacostraca, Decapoda, Nephropidae. Gene Ontology annotation, biological process: DNA damage response; fatty acid metabolic process. Gene Ontology annotation, cellular component: mitochondrial matrix. The record is from RefSeq and is a predicted model, not a curated record. Bases 53 to 1006 code for a protein of 317 amino acids. The transcript is spliced from 3 exons.
CUGGUGUGCUGAGCCGAGGCUGUAUAAUAAUUGUUAUUUUACACCCGUGACAAUGAAUUUAGGUUGCCUCUAUACAAGAUAUAUCAAGGACAGUUUAAACAAUGCCAGACAAUUAACACGAAGUUGGUCUAGGCAGCUGCAGGUUGUCAUAAGGCAAGAGUCAGCUUUAAGGUAUGGUGAGACUAGUAAGGGUGCUAUAGAUCUCCAGUAUAAACCUUUAAUGAAUAAUUGUAUACUGUUCAAGUUACAAAAGUCAGCAGAAACAAUAGCUGGACUUGGCAGCAGAAGAAGACUGUAUUCUGGAUAUUCUAAAUUUUCAGUUCAAGAACAGCGUUGGCCAUUGAGAAGAAGCAUUGGUUGUGAUAACUCUCCUGGUGUGAAGUUAUUAUCAUCACAGCACACAGAGGUUGUAGAUAAUUUAGAAGUGAGAGAUAUUAUAGAGCCGACAAGAGUGCCAGAAUAUUUCUACUUCCAUGCAUCUUGCAGCUCAAAUACAAGAUCUUCAAUAAAUUCGUCUUUUGAAGUUGUGAACAAUUUUGUGAGUGAAGAUGAAGAGGAAGUGUUAAUGAAGGAAAUUGAACCACACCUUAAGAGACUGAAGUAUGAAUAUAAUCACUGGGAUGAUGCAAUUCAUGGAUUUCGAGAAACAGAACGCUCAAGAUGGGGAGAAGCUUCUGCCCACAUCCUUACCAGAAUCCGACAGUAUGCCUUUCCUACAACAGAACACCAGUUGCCGCAGUCCCAUAUUCUUGACUUGGCGAAAACAGGAGUUAUUAAGCCUCAUGUCGACAGUGUCAAGAGGAUGCCUGAGAGGAUCUAUAUCUCCGAUGAGGAGAAAAGAGUGCCAGGUUUAAAAGUGGCAAAAGACCGCUUGACGCUGCUGAUUGGCAUGAACGCUGCCGGCGACUUCAAGCUGAAGCCGAUGUUGAUUUCUCGCGCUGCAAACCCACGCGGGCCUGAAAGGUUACUCAAAGUAUCACCUUCCUGUGAUCUACAAGGCAAAUAA